UAGAAAUGUAGAAUGUAAACCUUCGCUGAGAAGGAAACGAAACCAGUACGAAACAGUCUCAGAAAACGACCCGAAUCAAACCCUGUGUAGCUUUCAAUAACCAGAGACGAUCCUCACUCUCCAAGUUCCUCAAGCUUCUAUAUUUUCUCUCUUCUGAUUCUUGCUGGGUUUUAAUCAGAAUUUGAUUUAUACUAGGGACUCUUGGGUUUUGAAGAUUGUAUGAUUAUCUAAGAGCUCUGUGGAGGUUUUAGGGACUCGUGGGUUUUGCUUACUUGGAGAAGAUGAUGCUGCAUUUUCGAGACCCAGCAAACCUGAAGACCAAGAAGAUUGUGUUUGAGGAGGCGUAUGCUGCUUGUGAUUCUGCAACACUUGAACAGCUGAAAGAGUUGAGCUCUAAGCGUAGGAUUCUCGAGGAGUCAACUAAUGAGAGCAGCCCCAUUACUAAGGCCAUUGCAAGGGAAAUGUCUGGAGGGUUAACUUCCCAGUCUCAACAGGUUCUUCAAAAACUAGAACUGUAUCUUCCAGUGUUGGAAAAUUUAUUCUUCCACAUUGAUUUGAUCAGCAGCAACGAACAGAUAGUUCAGUGGACUUCAGAACUCAAGAUACAAUGGACUAGUGCUCUUAGUUCAUCAUCGUUCUUUAACUUUGGAGGUUCUAAAUAUUUUCAAAUAGAUAACUUGCAAUUUGAGAUUGUUAUGACUCUUUUCCUUUAUGGUGCAAUCCUUCGGGAGAGAGCAUCAGAAGUUCUUCCAUCAGACCUAUUGAAAUCUGCGACCCUUUUCAGAGAAGCUGCUGGUGUUUAUCACUAUCUUGCUCAUCAGGUCCUUCCUUCUCUACAGCCUUCAGUCCCUGUGGAAAAGCCACCAGAAGUUGUCCCAUCUGUGUCCACUGUCAUGAGCCUUAUUUGUUUGGCUGAGGCCCAGGCAGUAACAAUAAAGAGGGCUGAAGAGAAGGGUACUACUGUUGGUCUGUUGGCAAAGUUGCACCAUGGUGUUGUAGAGUUGCUUGAUGAAGCCGCAUGUGCUUUACAUACAGCUUCCAUGGAAUGCAAAGAUAUUUCUUCGCGCUUUGUGGAAUUCAUCACAUCUUGCAAAGCGUUACAUGAGUUAAAAAGUCAGAAAUACUUGGCUGAAAGCCUGAAGAAUAAUAAUGAUGGCCAAUUCGGGGUUUCUGUUGGACUUCUUCGACGUGCACUGAUCAAUGCGAAAAGGAAAAUACCAAGUGAAGAAUCUUGGAAAUCUGUUUUCAAAAAGGAAAUUGAUGAUUUUGCCGAAUUACUCAGGAAGCAUGAACAUGAAAAUGAAUUUGUCUGGCAUGAGAAAAUCCCCUCUGGUGAUGAGUUGCCAAAACCCGAGGGUACCAAAAUCGCGAGUGUUAUACCUUACAAUCCCAAAAGAUGGGAAAGAGAGCUCGCCUUCAAGAUCUAAAUGUAUAGAAAAACUAAUUGUAAAGUGUUCUUGGCCUCCUUAGGCCUUCAGAGGAAACAAAUGCAAAUUAAGAUCCUCAUUCUUUUAUGGGAGUGGUGGAUGUAAUGUUUAGAGUUAAUAUCUCUCUAUAAUCUCUAUAUUUAUCUCUUUUGUGCAUCUCAUUCUUACAAAACAGAUAAGAAUUUUCUUGAUGAAUUAUUAGAGUACGUAGUUUCUCA
Rosa chinensis is the source of this 1645-nucleotide messenger RNA. RefSeq names its product programmed cell death 6-interacting protein. The transcript is spliced from 6 exons. Lineage: Eukaryota; Viridiplantae; Streptophyta; Magnoliopsida; Rosales; Rosaceae. Bases 282 to 1427 code for a protein of 381 amino acids. The record is from RefSeq and is a predicted model, not a curated record.